AUGCCCACCUCUGCCGCCCAGCCCUGCCUGUCUCUGCCUUCCUUGCUGCUGCCUCUGCUGCUGGGACUCACAGGUGUGACAGGUGAAGAGCUGACGGUGACUCAGCCUAAGAGAGUGUUGGCUACAGCUGGAGAGGCAGUCACUCUGCCUUGUGUCAUGUCCUCUCUGCAACCCUUGGGGCCCACUCAGUGGUUCAGGGGGACUGGGCCAAAUCGGCAGUUAGUUUACAGUUUCAAAGGAGGCCUAGACCCCAUUCGCCUCUUCCCCCGGGUGAGAAAUGUUACAGACUCCACAAAAAGAGGCAACUUGGACUUUUCCAUUCGCAUCAUUAACAUCACUCUAGCAGACGAUGACACCUACUUCUGUGUGAAGUUCACGAAAGGAUCCCCUGAUGACGUCGAGUUUAAGUCUGGUGUCGGGACACAGGUGACCGUGAGUACCAAGCCCUCUGCCAUCAUGCUAUUGGGCCCCACGGCAAGGACCACACCUGGGCAGACAGUGAAUUUCACCUGCGAGUCCCACGGCUUCUUCCCCAGAGAUGUCACCCUGAAGUGGUUCAAAAAUGGAAAUGAGCUCCCAGCUCUGCAGACCAAGGUGGUCCCGCCAGGCAACAGUAUCUCCUACAACAUCUCCAGCAGGACCCAGGUGUUGCUGACCCCAGAGGAUGUCCACUCUAAGAUCAUCUGUGUGGUGGCCCACAUUACUUUGAGGGACUCUCUUCUUGCGACAGCCAACUUGUCUGAGAUCAUCCGAGUUCCACCCACCUUGGAGUUAACCCGUUUCCCCGUUGAAGGGAACCAGGUGAACAUCACCUGCCAAGUGAAGAAGUUCUACCCCAAGAGUCUACAGCUGACCUGGUUAGAGAAUGGAAGUGUGUCCCAGAUAGAUUCAGCCUUGAUCCCCAUCGAGGACAGAGAUGGGACCUAUAGCCUGAAGAGCUGGACCCUGGUGAACUCAUCUGCCUACAAGGAGGAUAUGCUCACCUGCCAGGUGGUGCAUGAUGGGCAACCAGCAGUCAGCAUAAACAAGGCCCAGAAAGUCACUACCCCCUUGAAGGACCAGGGCACAGAGUCAACUUCUGGUCCAUGCCUGGAGCUGUGGACUCCCCUCCUCCUUUUUGGAGGUCUCCUCUUAGGCCUCAAGGUGCUGCUGGUGGUUGGUGUUUCUGUCAUCUAUGUCUACAGGAAGCAGAGGGCCUGA
This is a messenger RNA of Orycteropus afer afer, 1200 nucleotides long. RefSeq names its product signal-regulatory protein beta-1. The coding region runs from base 1 to 1200 and encodes 399 amino acids. The record is from RefSeq and is a predicted model, not a curated record. Gene Ontology annotation, cellular component: plasma membrane. Gene Ontology annotation, biological process: positive regulation of phagocytosis; positive regulation of T cell activation. NCBI's taxonomy places the organism in Eukaryota, Metazoa, Chordata, Mammalia, Tubulidentata, Orycteropodidae. The transcript is spliced from 6 exons.